Telopea speciosissima is the source of this 822-nucleotide messenger RNA. RefSeq lists its product as uncharacterized. The record is from RefSeq and is a predicted model, not a curated record. Gene Ontology annotation, biological process: DNA repair; regulation of transcription by RNA polymerase II; regulation of cyclin-dependent protein serine/threonine kinase activity. Bases 37 to 600 code for a protein of 187 amino acids. The transcript has 5 exons. Gene Ontology annotation, cellular component: transcription factor TFIIH holo complex. NCBI's taxonomy places the organism in Eukaryota, Viridiplantae, Streptophyta, Magnoliopsida, Proteales, Proteaceae.
UUUUUGUUCCCUGCAGGUAGUGGAUACUUGAACACAAUGGUGGUUGCUUCUGGAAUUAACUCCUAUGCCAAGGAGAUGGCCAUCCGAAAAAGGAUGGCAAACAUAUUUAACAAGAGGGAAGAUGAUUUUCCAUCGUUGAAAGAAUAUAAUGAUUACUUGGAAGAAGUGGAGGACAUGACAUUCAACUUGAUUGAAGGCAUAGAUGUCCCUGUUCUUGAAGCGAAAAUUGCCAACUACCAGGAAGAAAAUGCGGAGCAGAUAAUCAAUGCUCGAGCUCGUAAGGCAGAAGAACUUGCAGCAGCUCUUGCAGCAAGCAAGGGACAACCUGCUCAGGCUGAUUCAACAAUUGAUGGGGCUCCAAGUCAGAACUCUCAAGCAGGUGGUGGGCAGGGCCAAUAUGCUCCAGCUAUUCCGGGUGCCACAAUUGGACAACCACGCCCAACAGGCAUGGCCCCACAACCUGUCCCAGUUGGUUAUGCAGCUGAUGAUAAAGAAAUGAUGAAGCUCCGAGCAGAGAGAGGUGGAAGGGCAGGAGGAUGGAGUGCAGAAAUGAGCAGGAAGAGGGCAAUUGAGGAAGCUUUUGCUAGCAUCUGGAUUUGAUUUCCCAGUAGACAUUCCUACAUAUUAACCCCACAAACUGAGGGGCAUUGCAUUCAUGUGAAAUGCAGCAUGGUUUCAACGAUGUUCUGGUCGGGCUGCUUGAUCUUUUGAGUGCAAAAGAGUAUCAGUUCUGUCAUCGCAUAAUCAUUAUUGAGAUGACAAUGGAAAGGUUGGAUCGAGUGGAUUUUACAGUGGAAAGGUUGGACACCGAGUGUAUGUUAA